UUCCGGAAACGUGCACGUGCAAGCUGGCCGCAAUACGUCAUGGCGACCAGACGCCUUUUAGGGGCUACCCGGACGUGGGGGACCCGGGAGCUCCUAGAUCCCGCCUCUCCCAGAAGACUCCUGGUCCGGGAUUAUGCUAAGAAACCAGUUAUGAAGGGGGGCAAAACCGGAAAAGGUGCAGUGGCCAGUGAGGCCCUCAAGGACCCCGAUGUGUGCACAGACCCUGUCCGGCUCACCACAUACGCCAUGGGCGUCAACAUCUACAAGGAAGGGCAAGAUGUACCCCUGAAACCGGAUGCUGAGUACCCUGAAUGGUUGUUCGAGAUGAACUUGGGCCCCCCAAAGACCCUGGAGGAGCUGGAUCCUGAGAGCCGGGAGUACUGGCGGCUGCUGCGGAAACAGAACAUCUGGCGCCACAACCGGCUGAGCAAGAACAAGAAGUUGUAGCGUGGUGGGCCCGGCCUCCCCGACCCCGACCCCGACCCCCGCCCCGAGGCCUUGCUGUGUAGCUGGUGGGCCCGGCCUCCCCGCCCCCCGCCCCGAGGGCUUGCUGUGUAGCCUGGUGGGCCCGGCCUCCCCGCCCUCGCCCCAGGCCUUGCUGGGUAGCUUGGUGGGCCCGGCCUCCCGACCCCGCCCCAAGGGCUUGCUGCGUAGCGUGGUGGGCCCAGCCUCCCCGUGCCGUUUUCCCAGAGGAUGCGGACUUUUGUGAGACAAGAGGCGGCUCCCCAGCCUGGGUUUCCAUGUGACCCCACAGUGGGGCUGGACCAGGGCCCUGCAGGCCAAUAAAGACCUUUCUGGGUAGACCCU
Molecule: messenger RNA, 807 nt
Organism: Rhinopithecus roxellana (golden snub-nosed monkey)
Lineage: Eukaryota; Metazoa; Chordata; Mammalia; Primates; Cercopithecidae
Gene: MRPL54
Product: mitochondrial ribosomal protein L54
Exons: 3
Coding region: 40-447 (135 amino acids)
Cellular component (GO): mitochondrial large ribosomal subunit
Molecular function (GO): structural constituent of ribosome
Source: RefSeq, a predicted model, not a curated record